Messenger RNA from Lathyrus oleraceus (garden pea), 1998 nucleotides. RefSeq lists its product as uncharacterized. The coding region runs from base 1 to 1998 and encodes 665 amino acids. The transcript has 9 exons. Lineage: Eukaryota; Viridiplantae; Streptophyta; Magnoliopsida; Fabales; Fabaceae. The record is from RefSeq and is a predicted model, not a curated record.
AUGCCUCCGCAUGGUGCACACAGAGUGAACAGUAUUGAAGGGGUAGAAGCUGAAGAUUUGGUUGUCAGUGUGGAUGAUGUUCAGACUUCUUUGUUUGUGGUAAAGGGCCGUUUAUUGAAUGGAGGUGUUUACCCGGGCUGUGAUCAGGGCUGUGUUGAUUGUGCCGAAUCUGAGAACGGUUGUAAUCAGUUGAAGGCUGGACGUCGCCAGAGGGUUGUUAGUGCACCUACAACAAGUGGUACCCCUGUUACCAUCUCUGCUCCUGUAACCGUCAGUACUCCAACUACUAUUGUUGCUCCGGUCAGAAGGGCUGUUGACAGUAGGGCUGUACCAUGGAGAUAUGAUAAUGCUUACCACAGCAAUCGAAGGGCUGAGAGUCAGGUAGUGCUUGAUCAACAAGAGAAACCUGGCUCUGAUACUGAAAUUGACCAUAAACCUGAAGUUUCAAGUGGAGUACAUGAUUAUAUUAUUGUAUGUGACAGAGAGCCCCAUUCAACCAAGUCGCCGGAAAGAUAUAUGUAUGAAGACUUGGCAGCCUAUCCAUUUCUUACUAGUUAUAGAGACCUGUUCGCUGUGAAAUUUGGCGAACAACCUCUGCUUUUCACAUUUUCUGAGAAAUCUUCUUCAGUUGUUUCAGCAAUGGCGCCUCAAAAACCCUCAAGCAGUAAACACUCCAAGAAGAAACAAGACUCAUCUUUUCCUCCUGCGCAUGAUUUAAAAGGGCCAAUGACCAUUGGAAAUCAACAGUAUGUUCCGGAACCUCCAAACGAAAAGGAAAAAGACUGCAUUUAUAAAUCUCAGAUCCCUGCUAAGAAAGCUGUUGUCGAAGCAUCGCCCAGUACUGCUAAAAAGCCUUCGACAAAGAAAAAGAAUGAAGAGGGGAAAGAAGAGGAUAAAGUCCCUAAUGAAGAGUCUGGUGAUGAAUCUCCAGAGUUAAUCCCUCCCCCUCAGAAGAAAAAGAAACUCAUGAAGGUCUCUUCCCAAAGGUCCAUUGCUAACCCAAUCAGGAAGGAUCCUGCCAGUGCUUCUCCUGCCAAGCCUCCGUCGAAAGAUAUGGGGAGUGGGAAAUCCAGUUUUAAUACUGAAAUUCCUGAGGAACAAGUGGUUGUCGAAAAAACGCCUGAGAAAAUUCUGGAGGAAAUAGCCCCAGAGGCAGAUGUCUCCACAAGUGACCAUGAUAUGCAAACCGUAGGAGAGUUCGACACCACGGUGGGUGAAGCCUCUGAAGACGAGUCUCCUCCUCAUCCAGGAUUACAUGCUGCACCUCAGGGUGAUGAUAUUGAAAUGGAGGUUGUGGUCGAAGAUACUCCUGGAGAUGAAGCUGCCAGAGAUGGGGACAAUCAGUCGAAACGAACAGAGGUCGAGCAUACUUCGACGCGAAACGCUCCACCUGCUCCUGAUCGGGUCCAAGGGAGUAGCAAAUCGACUGGUUCGACCAGUUUCUCUCGCGAGGAGCUUGAAAAUCUCAAAGUGCAAAGACCUUUGGAGUAUCUGAAAGCCAUGCUUAGCACCCGUUUCAAUUUCCAGGAUUCUUCUCAGAGUAGUUCGACCACUUCUGGGGCAACUUCUGAAGCACCAUCACUUGGCAGCCUCCUGACCAAGAUCAAAAUGAAAAUCCUUGAUGUCGAUUUGUUUAAAGUCUUGGAAGAGGAUUCCCUUGCUCAAAUUAGUCUUAAGAAACUUUUGAAGCAACUUUCUGAAACGUAUGUCGAAGAAGUCGCUGCUUGUAAUGACAAUAUUCAAAAAUGGAAAACACAGAUAGCAGCCCUUCAAGAAAAAAUCUCUCAAGAGGAGAAACGUAAGGCAUCCAUUCAGCAAACCAAACAAAGCGAGAUUGACGAAGAAUUGAGGUUACAUGGUGUAAAUCAACUGAAAAUCAUAUUGGAAAAGGAGUUUAACAUGAAAGAAUUAGGCGCUGCUAAGAAGAUUCUUAAUGAUGUCCUUGAGAAGGUUUUCAAUCGAGAGUGCUUCGAGGAUAUCAUAAUCUUACUCUUCUAG